This is a messenger RNA of Vitrella brassicaformis, 2767 nucleotides long. Lineage: Eukaryota; Vitrellaceae. The record is from the annotation of a GenBank genome assembly.
AUGGAUCAAUUCACGCCUUCCCUCAUUCGUUCCAGUUUCAUCGCCAAGCUCGCAGAAGCCGAAAAUGUGCCCUCGUUGUCGAGUCAGCUGGAUUCUGUCAGCAAGCGGAUCCAUGAGGCAUCGCCCACUACUGACCGUGAGGCCCUCCUGCCUCUCCUGCAAGAUCUCACGGAAAUACUUCUCUUUGACACGGACACUGCAGCAGGGCAGCAAAAGGCCACCAGGCUAAGGAAGCUGCUGCCGCCUCUCGCCAAGGGCGCGAAGCUGCUGCAUCCACCGCUCCUCGCGAUCAUUCAGGUACUUGGUUGCGUCGUGAGGGCAUGUAGCCAAUGUGAAGCGCAUGCACCUCGUGUUUGUGUCUGUCCUGUCUGCAGAGUGCGAGGAGCCGUCGGUGCCGUCGUUGGGCGACCAUCGCCUUCUCGAAGCUGCUCCAGGCGGGCUACCCCUUCUGCUUCAGAUCUGCGCAGCCAGAUGUGGUCAAGCAGCUGCUUGACAACAUGGCGCUGCUCCUCCCCACGGAUGCGUCAGCCCCUUCGGCUGUCGAUGAGGCCAUCUACAUAAUCCUCUGUGAGGCGACUACGCUGACAGUGGGUGGCGAGAUUGCGCCGGUGAUGGAUAUGAUCCAGCAGAGGGCCUCGAUGGACUACCGUGACAUCAUCGCCACCAAACACGAAGCCUUCCUGCGCCGCGCCGAGACCCUUCUGCGCUACGGACGGGAGGCGGGCAAAGCUGGCGUAUUUAUCAGCUGCUUCCACGUGCCAUCGACGCCGGCCUCAUGCCCCGUCGGCACGUGGAUGCGGUUCCUGGGAGUGGCCAUCGACCUCGUCAUAGAGGGACCGGCUGAGGAGCACGGAGUCGUGGUGGAUGGCGCGCGUAAGGUUGCGGAAAUCAAUGUUGACGUGGCAGUUGCCAACGGUGAGCGGAAUGCUGUGGGCAUCAAUUAACGGCUGCAUAGACGUGUGUGUGUGUGUGUGUGUGUGGUCAUCAGGUCGCGAUGCCGAGCUGUUUGCUGCGAUUGAGGAGCAUCUGGUGCCGCGUGUGGGCCGCCUCGUGGAGGUCAUGACGACCAGCCAGGAUGUCGAUACCAAGCGGGGGGCGAUGAACAUGAUCGGCUGCAUGUUCUCCCUUGCCCACCCAUCGUAUGAGAAGCACUACGCCAACUCGGCCAUCCAAGCGCGUGUCGAUGAAGGUACAUGAGUCUGCGGGAAGCCGAUGCAUCCUCAUGUGUGUGUGCUGCUGUGUGUGUGUGAUUCAGUGCUGAGUGAGCCUGUUCGUGUGUUGCUGGCGCAUCCAUGCGCCCUCAAGACCAUGGCCUCACUGCUCAAGACGGCCGGCGCUGCCGUGGACGUGGAUGAUGAGCAGGCCGUGACAUUCAACAUUAUCGACCCCAUGUUUAUCCCCGUACACCUGUCCGGUGGGCAAGUGAAGCCAGACCUACCCACACACACACGCACACACACUCAUGAAGAGUCCAUUGAUGAGUGGACUUGUUUGUGCAUGUGGGGAUGGGUUUGUGUACAGAGCCGUCCUUCCACAAGCAUGCCAAGGAGCACGUGCAUGCAGCCAUCGAGGCGGGCUUCGUGCCCGCCAUUGUGAGUCUCAUCCGCGACGACCGGCUGCUCAAGAUGGAGAGACUCACGAAGCCUUUCCUGAUGGGCUGCACCAACGGCCUGCUCAAAAUGUCCCAGUGUGACGAAAAGGUGAGGAAUUAGUAAAGCCCUCACUCGCCAAGACACAUAGCUCGUUCGUCUGUGUGUCUGGAUGGAUGUGUGCAGGUAGCGCGCGACAAGACGGUCGCGUCGGUUUGCUGUGACCUGCUGGCCAAACAUGCCCGCGGCGACAUCGACAUACUCAUGACCAGUGACGACACCAAGGUCCUGCAGUCGCCCCUCAACAACAUCAUGUCCAUCAUCAGCGAGUUUGUCGCGUAAGCAACUCACACGCACACACACUCACACACACACGCCAUGAUGCGGCUCUUGUCUACCUCUGUUUAUCCAUCCGUGCAGCUAUGGCGACCGUCAGGUGGAGCGAGGCAAGAUCGCCACCAACGUCUUCCGCAUCUACGUCUUCAAGGUAAGCGAGCCUGCAGAAAAAGAGAGAGACAGAGAGAGAGAGAGAGAGAGAGAGCGCCUUUCAUGUGUCCAUCUCUCUCUCUCUCUCUGUGUGUGUGUGUGUGUCUAUGUGUCUGUAAACUUGCCAGCUGCCGUCAGUGCAGGAGCUCAGGGCAAUGCCACGCGACGGAAACAAACUGCCCGACAAGGUAAUCUUACAAAGCCCGGAAGGCAUGCACGUCUGUGUGUGCCUGCAGGUGUUUGAGCAGUUGGAUUUGUUGUACAAGGAGCCCAGCAAGUACCGUGAGGAGCGAGACGCCAUCCGCACUGCAGACGCAAUCACUGCGGCGUUCGCCACUGGCCAAUUCGGGCCCCACCGUGGCGGGUCAUUCUUCACUUGUCGGCCGUGACUAACUGACUGAGGCACAAUUAGCCACGUUGUGUCUUCGUGGCGUGUGACUGACGUGUUGCCGUCUGCAUAGAUAUAGAUAGAUACACGUUUUUGCCGCUCUGUAAAUAUGUAUGUCGGUCUGUGUAGGUGUUUGUUCUGUGUAGUGGGCAGAUGUCCAGUCCAGUGUGUGUGUGUAUAUCCCGAUUGACGUGAAUGCGUUCAUUCACACCAUAACAACACACGCACGUGACGAUCUGUCUCCUGGCACAUUCGUGCACUCUCACCCACUCACUUUCUGGUUCGUCAACACCUACCUGUCGCU